Molecule: messenger RNA, 2051 nt
Organism: Pogoniulus pusillus (Red-fronted tinkerbird)
Lineage: Eukaryota; Metazoa; Chordata; Aves; Piciformes; Lybiidae
Gene: ASB16
Product: ankyrin repeat and SOCS box containing 16
Exons: 5
Coding region: 292-1662 (456 amino acids)
Biological process (GO): intracellular signal transduction
Molecular function (GO): protein binding
Source: RefSeq, a predicted model, not a curated record
UCCAGGGGCGUCCCUGCUCUUCCUUUCUGUCCCGGAGCUCUCACACGACCCUACAGGCUUGGGGGGUGCCCAGCCCCAGCCUUACAGCCACCAGCAGUUUCAGUCCCCUGCCAGCCCGGUGCCAACGUGACCCUGUUUACCACCCGGGGGGGAGUUAUUUAUAGGGCAGCCUGGCUUGGGCCCUUGAUUCAGCAUUUGUACGUGGGGCGCAGCCCUGUUUACACCCCUCCCAGGCACAGGAGGCCCCUCGCUGCUUCCCCCAGCUUGCCCCUGCCCUACCGGCGCGCCCCCAUGGCACAGGAAACCUUCGCCUUCACCUCCUCAGCCCUGCGCUCGCUGCGGCUGCAGCGGGAGCUGCUGGAGCAGGAGGAUCGGCGCCGAGCCCUGGCUCGGGAAUCGGCCACACGCCGCUUCCUGGCCGCCAGCCCCCGGCCCCCGCUGAGCCCACUCCGGCGCCACCAGUACUGCCGGGACCCUGCUGUCCACAACGCCCUCUACGCCGGGGACCUCCUGCGCGUCAAGAGCAUCUUCCAGGAUGAGACCACCAGCAACAUGGUCAUGGAGACGGUCAGCGAGGAGCUGGUGUGGUCACCUGAGCAGGGGCUGUGGGUGCUGAGCCCGCGGCGGCAGCAGACCUCAGCGCUGCGCAUCGUCAGCGCCAGGGGCUACGGAGACUGCGCCCGGCACCUGCUGCUGCGGGGGGCCAAGGUGGACGCGGUGGUGGGGGGCCGGGCCCCGCUGCACGACAGCGCCGCCGCCCCCCGCCCCGACUGCACCCGCCUGCUGCUGGCCUUCGGGGCCGACCCCAACGUGCUGAGCGACGAGGGCUCGGCACCGCUGCACCUCUGCGCCACGCCGGACAGCCUCCCGUGCGCGGAGCUGCUGCUGGCCCACGGGGCGCGGGUGAACCUGGGCACGCGGGACCGGCAAGUGACAGCCCUGCACGUGGCGGCGCGCCAGGGGCUGGUGGCCCACGUGGAGCUGUACCUGGGCCACGGCGCAGACCCUUCCCACCGCACCCGCCAAGGCGAGACCCCCCUGAACGCCGCCUGCGCCGCCGCCGAGCGCCCCGAGGAAGCCCAACGCUUCCUGCGGGUGGCCGAGCUGCUGCUGGCCGCCGGCGCCGAGCCCGGUGCCGCGGGCCGCAAGGACCACACGCCGCUGCACAACGCCUGCGGUAACGGCCAGCCCGGGCUGGUGCGGCUGCUGCUGCGCCACGGCGCCGACGCCACCGUCCCCAACUGCGCGGGCUACACCCCCAUGGACUGCGCCCUGCACGCCGUCGAGGAGUACCGGCACCAGCGCCCCGAGGACAUCCUCCUCCUCCUCCUCGACCAUGGCGCUGGCCCUGUCCACCCCAAGAUGCUGAAGUUCUGCUGCCGGCACCCACCAGCGCUGGAGGUGGUUCUCAACGCCUACGACCGCAUCCCCACUGCUGAGGGCUGGGUGGAGGCUGUGCCCCCCGAGCUGUGGGAGGAGCACCAGGAGCUCUACGACUCUGCGGUGCGCAUGGCAGGACAGCCGCGCCGGCUGCAGCACCUGGCCCGCUGCGCCAUCCGGCGGCACCUGGGUGCCCGCUGCCACGCGGCCGUGCCCAGGCUGGCCCUGCCGCCCACCCUGCGGCACUACCUCCGGCUGCCGCUCGAGGGCGUCAUCUCCUGAGGGCGCCCCCAGGCCUGCCAGCGCCGGACGGGAGCGGUGUGGGGAGGGGGAGCAGGUCUGUGCCAAUAGAAGGUGUGGCACAUGCGGCUCUGGAGGUGGCUCCUUCCGCGUGGGGCACAGUGGCCACGGCACCAGGGGGGACAGCGACCUGGGGAGGACACAAGGUGCCAGGGAAGGUGACAGCCAGGCGCAGAGGAGGGCCCGGGCGGAGGUGACAGACGGGCACGGCGGUCGGCAGGGCCUGCCUGAGCUCAGGGCCUCGCCGGGCGCUGCGGCCACCCCCGGGAGGUCACCGCCGAGCCCCGGGGACACCUCCCCAGCCCCGCCCCUGCCGUGGUGGCCACGCCCAGACGCCGGCCCUGCCCCAUGCCCCGCCCACUUCCGCUCAC